AUGGAAGGCGACGCGACUAGAGUCAUCAUAGGCUACGUGUUGUACAUGAGCUGGUACCUAUUCGGCGCUCCGCGGCCCAUCCCACUAGGGACAGCUGUCUGCUUUGCCGGAGACGUAUUGGACUUCAAGCAAAUUCACCCGCCUCGUACCCUCCCACUAGUCGAUCGCGAGACACCAACUUCGAUGCUGUUCGUGCAGCUCUCUGAUGAGAACUUUGCGAUUGUCAUUCACCCGGAGGUAGGCAGUCCAAGCAUGCUCCUCAGUGACGCAACUGCAGUGGCAGCGAGCGAGGUAAAGUUGCGCGAUCGCGUCGAUUUCUGGGCGGUGAUCCGGUGCUUCCAGCAACGAGCGGAAGAAGAAGAAGCCGGCCAGGACUUCGAUCCCGGAGUCAUGGAUGAGCUCGCGACUAUUGAGCACCAUUUUGACGCGAUCAUGGACUAUGGUGCGUUUAACGAUGGCUGGAUCGCGUUCAACGCGGUCAUAUGUAUGAGUGGGGUGAUCUUAAUAGUCGUCGUGGCGCUCUAUGUGCAAUAG
Molecule: messenger RNA, 534 nt
Organism: Fomitopsis serialis
Lineage: Eukaryota; Fungi; Basidiomycota; Agaricomycetes; Polyporales; Fomitopsidaceae
Exons: 4
Coding region: 1-534 (177 amino acids)
Source: RefSeq, a predicted model, not a curated record